Molecule: messenger RNA, 1307 nt
Organism: Mollisia scopiformis
Lineage: Eukaryota; Fungi; Ascomycota; Leotiomycetes; Helotiales; Mollisiaceae
Exons: 5
Coding region: 38-1180 (380 amino acids)
Source: RefSeq, a predicted model, not a curated record
CUGGAGGCAGUGAUCAACGGAUUUUGUUCAUUUGAAAAUGCUCUCUCCCCAUGUCUCAGGUCUUGGGCCGGCAGUGCUUGCUACGACAUGGUCUGAAUUCGCUGCUGGUACAGUGUUGAUGAGCAUGAGAAUUUAUGUCAACGCAUUUAUCAUUCGGAGGUGGUCUGCGGACUUCUGGUGGGCUCUAAUCACAUACAUUUGCUCAGUAUUGGCAACCAUAUUUCUGACUAUCUCUGUUGAAUUCGGACUUGGGUCUCAUCUCACAGACUUGCUGGCGCUGGACUCAGAGUUGAUUGUACGGAACCAGUUCCAUCAAUGGAUAUUCACCACAUUCGCCAUUGUUUCUAUUGCACUUGGAAAACUUGCAAUCAUUGCUCUGAUAUUGCAAAUAGAAGGCACCUCCACUACAGCACAUAAACGGAAGUGGGUCUUGUGGGCAUUUGUGGCAAGUAAUGUUAUUGUGAACAUUAUCAUCAUUCCAAUCGUCUGGACGCAAUGCAGUCCAACGGCAAAGAUGUGGGAUAACUCUCUCGAAGGUGACUGUAAUGGACGAGAAAGGAACAAGCUGUAUGGCUUUUUUCAAGGCAGUUUCGGAGCGUUCUUGGAUGUUGCACUUGCAAUAUAUCCCGUCAUCAUAUUUUGGAACCUGAAACUUCGAUUGCAUAUCAAGAUUGGAUUGAUGGUUUUGUUUGGAUUCGGAAUAAUGGCUUCUGUCUGUGCUGUCGUGAAGACUGUCGAAUUAAGUACUCUUACUGCCACCUCGGACUUAACCUUCGAGCUUGCAAAUCUUAAUAUAUGGGCAUCGACUGAAAUGUGGGUUGUAUUCAUUGUGGGCUGCAUUCCUACCACGCGACCGCUUUUCGUGAAGGUUCUCGAUGUAGUAGUCAGUUCUGGCAAUCGAACGUUCAGAACAGGACGCGGUUAUACUGAACAAGAUAACUCGAACACAAACACCUCUCGAUCUCGAGCGUACUCGGAAAGUCGAAAAAAUCCUUCCAAGAUUACUACAAUUGUAAGCAAGAACGAAAGCGAGGAGAAUAUCCUGCCAGGUCAGGAGGGAAUUAUGAUGACGAGGGACAUUCGUGUACAGUACCAGCGGAAUGAUCCCGAAGCAGGUAGCUUUGACAAAGCAAGCAAGGAUCCUGACAAUUGGAAGACUCGAUUCGAUGAUCAGGUCUGAAUCAAGGGUACAAGACAACAACGCGCAAGAGGAGUUCAUAUAAUUGGGUUGGAGGGAAGACAAAGAACCUGAGAAUGGUUGACGAUAGGCUUCGAUGUAAAAUAAAACGCAAUCUGAGUCUUGCGUA